Molecule: messenger RNA, 1596 nt
Organism: Dichomitus squalens LYAD-421 SS1
Lineage: Eukaryota; Fungi; Basidiomycota; Agaricomycetes; Polyporales; Polyporaceae
Product: WLM-domain-containing protein
Exons: 3
Coding region: 1-1596 (531 amino acids)
Source: RefSeq, a predicted model, not a curated record
AUGCCCGACGUCUUCGUGCAGUCCUUCACCCAUCUCAACGACAAGCCUAAUGCCGACCAGGCGCUCGACCUACUACAACGCAUAGCUUCUCUCGUCAAGCCCAUCAUGCGCAAGCAUGCCUGGGUACUACCUGUCCUCUCAGAGUUCUUUCCGGAGGACCCCAAUCUACUCGAUAUUAACGGCGGUGAGAAGAUUUUGGUGCGUCUCCGGCUCCCACAUGCCCCAGACACCUUCCUCCCCGAAGACUCCGUGGUCGGCACUAUGCUCCAUGAGGUCAGUCCCUCCCCCGUUUCUGUUCCCCCCUCCGCCUUCCUCGGCACCAAGCGGCCCCUCCAGCACCCACUGACGCGCAUACGCGGGACGCAGCUGACCCACAACGUCCACGGCCCUCACGACGCCGCGUUCUACAAAUUCCUCGCCGGCCUCGAAGACGAAUACGACGCCCUCCGCCGCUCCGGCUGGUCCGGCGAGGGCUUCCACGCCGCCGGCCGCCGCGUCGGCGCGAACGUCUCCCACAACCUACCCCCGCACCUCGCCCGCGCCAGGGCCGCACAGGCCGCGGAGAAGCGCAGGCAGCUCUCCGUCGUCCUCGGCUCGGCCGGCCGGCUGGGAGGGGGCCCGCGCCGCCCGAACAAGUCCCCGCGCGAGCUCGCCGCCGAGGCAGCAGAACGCCGAGCGCGCGACGAGCUGACAUGCGCGUCGACGUCUGGGGCGGUGGCGCAGACGGACCUCGCGGAGAAGGCUGCGGGGGCGAGCGUCCGGGACGAGGUGAUCGACCUCACGGGCGACUCCUCCUCGGACUCGGAGCCCGAGCUGCUUAUAAUCGAGGAGGAAGCCCCGUCGCCCCAACGCUCGACCUCGCCCGCCUCCCUUGCCGCAUCCGCCUCUAUCUCUGCAUCCUCGUCUGCGCUUUCACUGAAGAGCGCGCCGCCAACAACGACCGGAAGCACGUCCCGCCUCGCUCCGCCCGACCGCGCGCCCUCAUCGGCCUCCCUGCCAGCGCUAGCUUCCUCUACUACCACAUCUACAUCCACGUCCACGCCGGACUCGGACCGCAUGACACGCCCGAUCGUGAAACGCGUCCCGCACGGGGCAGGCGACCCCCGGCCCACGCUCCCCAAACCGCGCUCCGUCUCGCGCCACCCCGCGAAGCGCCCCCCGACCUCGUGGACGCCCACCCCGCCCCCGACGCGCGCCACGUCCGUCAUCCACCCGCGCAGCGAACAGUACCACCCUCACUCGCACUCGCACCUGCACUCUGAUUCCGACCUCAACGCGGGCUCCGCUGCGGAUCCGACCGCGGACGGGGAUGGGGAUGCGUUCGCGGGCGCGUCGAUCCCGCUCGAGACGGAGUGGGCGUGCCCGCGGUGCACGCUCGUCAACGACGCGCUCGCGCUGCAGUGCGCGGCGUGUCUGGGCGUGCGGCCGCCGCCCCCUGCGAGGCCGAAGUCGACCAUCGGUGAUUGUAAAGAGGAGAAGAAGGAGGCUGGGAAGGACGGAGGGGGCGGAUGGACAUGCGGGGUGUGUGGGGAGCGCGAGAUGCCAAGCGACUUUUGGUCGUGCCGAUUUUGCGGGAGCGUGAAGGCGGGGUCGUAG